Coccomyxa subellipsoidea C-169 is the source of this 691-nucleotide messenger RNA. RefSeq lists its product as hypothetical. The record is from RefSeq and is a predicted model, not a curated record. Bases 22 to 447 code for a protein of 141 amino acids. The transcript is spliced from 3 exons. NCBI's taxonomy places the organism in Eukaryota, Viridiplantae, Chlorophyta, Trebouxiophyceae, Coccomyxaceae.
GAGCCCUUUGCCGGCACUCCCAUGAGCCCGGAGUUUGAGGCUUGGUGCAAGGAGCAGAUGGUGAGGCUGCAGGGGCAGGACGACCUGACGCUGGUGCGCUUCCUGCUGAGCUGCUCAUCCACGGGCGAGGUGGCCGAGUACAUCACUGCCUACCUGGGCAAGUCCGCCGACGUCUCCAAGUUCACCUCGGAGUUCCUGCGCCGCAAGUACGCCGAGGCCGCCGGCAAGAAGGUGAAGAAGGGAAGUGAGGCGGCAUCCGCAGCGCCCAAGGCGCAUCCAGGAGUGACAGCGGCUGGCGCGGGCGGCGGCGUGCCAUCCGCUACAGGCUGGCAGAAGCUGCCGGCCAAGGGCAAGAAGAAGAAGGACAAGGGGCGCAAAAUGGAGGCGGGCCUGCUGGGUUUUGAGACGGGAGUCAAGUAUGACCUGCUGGAGCGCGGCGACUCUUGAGAACAUAUGUCAGUUUGGUGACGGCACUGUCUCCCUGUGAGAAGACAGUCUUCUCUGUGCCCUUCGUUUGCAUAAAUUCAGAUGGAGUGCAUGUAUCAGUAGCAGAGUGAGCUCUAUUUAGUGGACUGCAUCAAGGCCAAGGGACGGGGCGCGUGAAGUAUUCUGCUUUGCUGAUCACACACGAGGAGGGAAGUGUCCUUCCUGUUGUGGUUUUAAUUGCCAUGCAAUUUAAUUGGGAUUUAUC